UAUGUACAUCCGUAUAAUUCUUCUAUUAUUGGAAAAAUGACGUUUAAACUAAAAGGGAGAGCUUUGGAAACUGGUAAAGAGUUGAUUGAGGAUCUUGUACGUGAGUAUAAACGAAAACCAGUUGAAAUGGAGUCCGUGGACGUUCUACCCAAGCUGAUUCCUGUCUCAGCGAUUUCAAGCAAUCAUUUCAAAGAACUAAUGGCACAUGUAACUCCAGCUAAAAAGAUCCUGCCUCAUCGAAAAAUGAUCGUGUAUGACUUGGGACUAAGUCAACAAGAAAUCGACCACCUGAAGAGCAUAUCACACAUAGAAUAUAGAAAAUUUAACUUCUCUAGAUUCCCCGAAUAUGUCAAAGAUCUGCAUACGUAUGCAUUUAAACCGCUCAUUAUCGCAGAAAUGCUUGCCCAGUUUGGCGGAGUGUUGUGGAUGGAUGCCUCAGUCAUCUUCGGUAGAAAUUACUCAUACCAAUUCCUUUUGCAACGAAUGGUUAAGCAGAGGUCAGGAUUUUUAUUCUACCUUUCUGAUGCUCGUAAGCAUCACUCCAUUUUAUUUGCUACCCACAAACACAUGUUUGACUACUUACCAAUGAAGGGAGAAAAGGAGAAGAAAGCGAACAUGCCUCAAGCUACUGGCAUGAUAUUAUUCAACACGAAAUACGUGAUAAAACAUGUGAUGAAAUGGGUCAUAUUAUGCAGUCUGAUAGAGGACUGUAUUGCACCCAAAGGCGCUCGGCUAAAAUGCGAUUUUUCUUCCCCUGAUAGAUAUAAUAGGUUUGGAGGAUGCCAUCGGUACGAUCAAUCUUUGUUUUCAAUCGUUGUUUCAAACGCUUACAAUGAUCAACCGCACAUGUAUCGCUUGAAUUCUGGGGAGUAUCCUGCUCGCGUAAGAAAAAGGGUGUAA
Messenger RNA from Porites lobata, 900 nucleotides. The record is from the annotation of a GenBank genome assembly. NCBI's taxonomy places the organism in Eukaryota, Metazoa, Cnidaria, Anthozoa, Scleractinia, Poritidae.